AUGAUCUGUCACCCAGUGAGUUUCAGUGAAGUAAAAGAUUUCUCAGACUGUAUUAAUGCCACUCUACUAAAUGAAUUACAAUGGAAGGAUGAAUACUUCACAUGGUCAAACAAGCAGCAAGGAUCAAAUAGGGUUAGUAGCAAAAUUGAUAGAGCAUUUGGUAACUGUGACUGGAUGAUGAUGUGGGGCCAUAUAGUCUUAGAAUAUGACCUCCCUAACAUUUCAAAACAUGCCCCAAUGCUAUUGACAUUGCAAAGUGUGAACCAUAGCAUCAAAGCUCCAUUUAGAUUCUUCAACAUAUGGAGUGAGCAUGCAAAAUUCUUGGAGCUAAUUGAUGUCAACUGGAAGAAACAGCUUGAUAGAGAUCCUAUGCAGAAUGUAUGGAACAAGCUAAAGGAUCUGAGGCUAGUCUUCAGAUUGCUGAAUCAAAGAGAGUUUCAAUCUAUAUCAUUGAAGACUGAGAAGGCAAGAAAAGAAUUACAAUGCAUUCUAGCUGAACUAGUAGCCAGAUAUGAUGAUAGUCUUGUGAUUAAGGAGAAAGAAGCUUUGAUGAAUCUUCAAAAAUGGAACCUGCUUGGGGAGAGUAUACUAAGGCAAAAGUCUAGAGCCCAAUGGAUACAGUUGGGGGACUCAAAUUCUAAGUACUUUGCUGCAGUCAUGAAGGAAAGGAGCCAAAGGAAGCAAAUCAUGGAACUCAAUUCCCUUUCAGGUGCUAAGCUAACUGAUCUUAAGGAGCUCAGAGAUGAGAUUGUAUCAUUCUAUAAAGGGUGA
Messenger RNA from Nicotiana tabacum (common tobacco), 771 nucleotides. NCBI's taxonomy places the organism in Eukaryota, Viridiplantae, Streptophyta, Magnoliopsida, Solanales, Solanaceae. The record is from RefSeq and is a predicted model, not a curated record.